AUGAAUAUAGAAGGUACAUCUUCAAUUGAAAUCGAAUCUGAACCACCAAUACCAAUUAAACUACCUGAUGGCCAAAAUAUACGAAAAAAAAAUGAAGAUGGAUUAAUUUGUGGAUGGCAACUUGGCCUAGAUCAACCCGUUAAACAAGAAAAAAAUGAAUCAUGGCAGCUUGACCUAGAUCAACCCGUUAAACAAGAAGACAAUGAAUUAUACCAACCUAUAUCCUUCAAGCUUAACUGGGGCUACCCAAAUUUAGAGGCAGUUUCAAAUAAUAAACUUGUUGCAAUAAAUUGGAACUCAAGAAUAACUGUUUAUAAUCUUGCCACUAAAAAGAAAGUAAAUCUAAAAUUAUAUCCAUAUUUAAAUGAUAUCGAUAUAUGGAUUGAUCGUUGUAUAUUUUAUAAUAAUGAAGAUUUCAUAAUGUGUGCAAAGCAUAGUGUAAUCGAAGAGUUCUGUGAUUAUUACCUUAUUCUUAAAGGUUCAUUUAAAAAUUCAAAUGAGCAAAGCUGGACAAUUAAUAAUUCAAUUUCAUGUGGAAACGUUAAAGAUGUAAAGUGUUAUAUGACUAAAGAAAAGAUAAUGCUUCUUGAUAAAUCUUCAACAAAACCAGUUAUUUCCAAUAAAGGAUUUAAACAGUUGAUAGAUGAAAAAAUAUAUUAUAUAUCAGAGGGAGUUUUACCCAGAAAAUCUCAAAUAGAGAAGAUAUUACAAGAACUUAUAAGUGAAAAUGAAGGUAAUGAUUCUAUCAGAAUGAAGGAAACAAAAUCAUAUGAAGGAUCAUUAGUGAAAUGGGAAGUAAAUGGCGAGGAAAACGUAAUACAGGCUUUUAAAAAAACUGAUUCGAACACUUGGGAAGAUGUAUCGGUAGAUAAUUUUGAUUUUCUUUUUGAUUGUAAAAAAUAUGUAAAAUAUGUAAAAGAAAAUAGACGAUUAUUACUUCUUAAAGAAUUUCUAGAUAACUUAUUGGAUAAUUAUAUUGAAGAUAAUAUACUAAUGAAAUUAUAUGGGCAAGAGCUUAUAAAACUCUGCUUAAAGUUUCAAUAUUACUUAUUGGCAGAAAAAUUAUGUAAUAAAAUAUACAAUGAACCAAACUUAUCAUUAAUGAAAUUAUGUGGAGGAGAAUUUCUAAAGGGUUUAUUAAAACUUCAAUUCUAUCUACCAGCAGAGAUAUUAUGUAAUAAAAUAUGCAAAGAAGCAGAAAAGGAUAACUUUUUAGAGAAGAUUCAAUUAUUAAACAUUUUAACCUUUUCAUUUAAAGAAUUAACUCAAUAUCCUCAAUUAUUAAAAAAAUGUUUAUCUUAUAUUUUAUUUAUACAUUUAAAUAAUCAUUAUGAAAAAGUUAACUUAUUCUUUUCAAAACCACAUCUUCAGAGUCAUAUAAAAUAUUUACAACCUUCUGUGACUAGUAAUAUUAAAAAGAAUAUUAAAAGUCUUUUUACUUUAUUAAAAAUUUCUAAAAAAGAAACAAUAUUUGAUCAAG
Messenger RNA from Racocetra persica, 1480 nucleotides. Lineage: Eukaryota; Fungi; Glomeromycota; Glomeromycetes; Diversisporales; Gigasporaceae. The record is from the annotation of a GenBank genome assembly.